Rotaria sp. Silwood2 is the source of this 546-nucleotide messenger RNA. Lineage: Eukaryota; Metazoa; Rotifera; Eurotatoria; Philodinida; Philodinidae. The record is from the annotation of a GenBank genome assembly.
AUGAAAUAUAAAAACGAUAUUCAAGAUGAAAAAAUAUUUUUUAUUCUGUCAGGAGAAUUAAGUAAAGAAACAGCUAAAGAAAUUGAUUAUUUAUCUCAAGUAUCUUCAAUCUAUGUAUUCGAUUUGAUUAAUACAAAUAAUGAACAUUCAAUACAACAGUCAAAGAAAUAUAAAGGAAUUUUUACUCAAAUAGAAACAAUUUGUAAUAAAGUUAAAGAAGAUAUCAUUCAAUAUGAACAUGAGAUUGUUCAAUUCGAUUAUGUAUCUGCUAAUUUUAAUUCAAAUUCAAUUAAAUCAGAUAAAAAUAACCAAGAACCUAAUUUUAUGUUUGCACAACUUAUUAAAGAUAUUAUAACAAACGUCGAAUAUUCUCAACGAGACUACGAAGAUAUGAUAAAUUAUUUACGUUCUCAAUAUUCUGAUAACAACAAUAUAUUGAGAAUAAUUGAUGAAUUUCAAUCUGAAAAUAAACCUAAAAAGUUCAUUUUCUGGUAUACUAAAGACUCAAUUUUCUAUAAAAUAAUAAAUAAAGGUUUGUGUACAUAA